Lithohypha guttulata is the source of this 774-nucleotide messenger RNA. It is a transcript of the gene URA5, whose product is annotated as orotate phosphoribosyltransferase. Gene Ontology annotation, molecular function: orotate phosphoribosyltransferase activity. The transcript has a single exon. Gene Ontology annotation, biological process: 'de novo' pyrimidine nucleobase biosynthetic process; pyrimidine nucleotide biosynthetic process; pyrimidine ribonucleoside biosynthetic process. The coding region runs from base 1 to 774 and encodes 257 amino acids. Gene Ontology annotation, cellular component: cytoplasm. NCBI's taxonomy places the organism in Eukaryota, Fungi, Ascomycota, Eurotiomycetes, Chaetothyriales, Trichomeriaceae. The record is from RefSeq and is a predicted model, not a curated record.
AUGCCCAAACAAGAUGAAGUCAAAAACGAACUCUUUCCUCUCCUUCUUGAAGCCAGCGCUCUCACGUUCGGUACCUACACCCUCAAAUCAGGCCGCGUAUCGCCAUACUUCUUCACCUCGUCGCUGCUACAUACCUCUGCUCUCCUAGCUAGUGUCGCUCGAGCAUACGCCACCGUCCUCACAAGCCCACCCUUUAGCAUCCCUUCAGCUGUCUCUGACACGACAGACUGUGCUGUUGCUCAGGGACAUGAACCGACCUAUGACAUUCUCUUCGGUCCAGCCUACAAAGGCAUACCAAUAUCUGCCAUAGUGACCAGAGAGCUCGAACACUCUGGAGCACCAUACAGCAAUGUUAGCUAUGCCUUCAACCGCAAGGAAGCGAAAGAUCACGGUGAGGGAGGUAUAAUAGUUGGUGCUCCGUUGAAGGACAAGCGUGUGGUGAUCAUAGACGACGUCAUGACUGCAGGUACCGCUUUGCGCGAAGCCGUGUCCAUCAUUCAGGCUCAGGGCGGUAUAGUCGUGGGAGUGGUGCUGUUGUUGACCAGACAAGAAAGAGUGAGCGAAACAGAAUCCCGGAGCGCCAUGCAGGUUGCACAGGAUGAGCUGGGUGUGCCCGUACGCGCGGUAUUGACCUUUGAGGAUAUCAUGGACGCCGUCGAACGAGGGGACAUUAAAGGCGCGGGCCCGGAACAAUUUGAACAGAUGAGGGUUUAUCGGGAAAAGUAUGGAAGCAAGGACUUCGAGGAGAGGACAGCAGGACAGGCAACCCGAUAA